GUUUUGUUUGGUUUGGUUAUGGUGGCAUGACAGCGUUCUACACAAGUGUGGAAGAGGCGAACCACACUCAGCCAGCGCAGCGAGGCACCGCCCUCUCGACGGCAGCUCCUCUCCAUGUGCCACGCCGCGCGACAUCACGCCCAGGCAGAGGCCAGAUCAGUAAAGGACACGUCAAGGCAACAAGCACUACCCGAGCAAAGGGAGGUGAAGGUGACGGAAACCAAGUAGGCGGCCAGCAGUGUGGGGUGGAGUGGUGGGUAGAAGAGAUAGAAGAACGCAGGGCUGCCUCUGUCUGUGUAUUGCAGUUCGAAUGGCGGACCUCUGAUCACCGUCCGACAUCAGUCAGCACAAAUAGGGAGUGCCAAAUCGACGCAGGAGCGAAACUAGAGUUGAAGUCAACGACACGAGGUGGCUACAGCGAUUAAAUUCCAGCACAGACAAGACAAGGAAGGAGAAACGUAAGAGGAAGGGCCUCCAAAGAGCGCGCGGUUGUUGUUCAGAGCUUCCACUCUGACUUGCACGCAAAACAAAUACGAGCACGCACGCACGCACAACAGAUUGCAGGACUGAGAUUGCAGCCAUCGGGUUGUUGUCAGCUCUGCGAUUGAAGUUCGGAGGGAGUUGUGGCACGGGAUAGGAAGUGUCCGAUUCCUCGGGUUUGUGGGUCUGGCUGUCCACGACGCUGCGGAGUGUGCUCGUCUCCCUGCCUCUCGCCUUUUGCUUUAUCUCCCCUUUCUUUCGCGUUGCUAGCGGCUCGUUCGUUCCGGUCUUGUCCGACUGGUCUCCACUUCCCCGUCGGUAAGCAGCUCCGCUCUCCGUCUGCCUUCUGACGUGAACCGCGAUUCUGGUCCUACUGCACUUCUGAUCUUCCCUAUCUACUCUGAGCAGGGCAGCAUGUGAACGACUGCCAACGUCCAGGGAGUACUUUGACGGCAAGGCCUUGCCCAAUACUAUCCCUCUAAUUGGCACGGGCGUGUUGAACGCUGUUGCGUUUUGGUACGUAAAGCACGCUUGACAAGCAGGCGUCGAGCACCUAGGACGCUCCAUAUUUUGGCAUUUCGAAGGGUGUGGGGCACGCGCGUUCGGGCCUCCGCGAGCGAGUGCACAGAGAGAGAGAGAGAGAGAGAGAGAGAGAGAGAGAGAGAGAGAGAGAGAGAGAGAGAGAGAGAGAGAGAGAGAGAGAGAGAGAGAGAGCGCGGGAGAGAGAGAGAGAGAGAGAGAGAGAGAGAGAGAGAGAGAGAGAGAGAGAGAGAGAGAGAGAGAGAGAGAGAGAGAGAGAGAGAGAGAGAGAGAGAGAAACCGCGUCCACGUCUCCUCAGAUGGAAGGAGAACAAAAGGCCGGGGGUUAUUCUCCGUUAACCGCCGGCGAGCAAGAAGCGAAGGCGGGAGCUGCCGGGGGUAAUCUUCAAGAAGCGACGGUGAACGGGAGUGAGGGCGUUGCAGGGGAGAACGGAGUGACAGAAGCUGCGGCGAAUGCGAACGGUAAUGCUGUGGUGGGAGCCGUAGGGUCUGCUCCUACUCCUCCUACGCCUUUAGAGGAACAGCCAGGUGGAGAGAAGAACGAAGGCAAAGAAGGGGCGGUGAAAGAAAGGGCUGUUUCGAUGGAGGAUGCUGGCGGCGCGAAGCCUGGCAAGGCGGUGUCAGACUUGUCGGUGGACAGCUCCGGCGGGGCCAAAGAGUCUGACGCGAUUGAGGAUUCAAACGAACACGACAAGAAGGCAUUGAUGGAGUUGCGCCAACGACUCGAAGAGUUAGCAGCAGAAGGGAAAGAUGAAGCAAUGCCGGUGGAACUGUGGGGAGUUCCACUGAAAGCUUCUGCUGGGGACGAGAGAACGGAUGUAAUACUGCUGAAGUUCUUAAGGGCGAGGGAUUUCAAGGUAGAGGAGGCGCUGAAAAUGCUGAAGAACACGCUGGAGUGGAGGAAGAAUUAUUCAGCGGAUACUCUGUGUGAGGAAGAGUUUGACAAAGGUCUGGACAAGGUGUCUUUCAUGCUUGGGAGAGACAAAAUCGGCAAUCCUGUCUGCUACAAUGUCUAUGGAGAAUUCUCGGACAAAGAGCUGUACGAGAGGACGUUUGGAACUGAUGAAGGGGUAGAUAAAUUCAUUCGAUGGAGGCUGUCGGUUAUGGAGGAAGGUGUGAAGAUGCUCGAUUUCCGACCGCAGGGCUGCUGCCACAUCUUGCAAAUACAGGACAUGAAGAGCGCUCCGUCUCCCUUCAAGAACAAGGAACAGCGCAUAGCUACAAAGAGGACUCUCCAUCUACUUCAGGAUCACUACCCUGAGCUGGUCCGCCGAAAGAUCUUUAUAAAUGUGCCCUGGUACUUCAGUGUGGUCUAUAAUAUGAUUAAUCCGUUCCUCACGGAGCGCCAGAAGAGCAAAUGGGUCCUUGCAUCGCCAGGGAAGGUGACGGAGACGCUGCUCAAGUAUAUCCCAGCGUCAGAGCUCCCCGUAAAAUACGGAGGUGAAAGGCAGGUUGGAGCGAAAAAGGUUGAGAGUAUAGGAACUGCAGAGUCGGAACCCUGGGUUGCUGCAGCCUAAAUGCACACACAUGAAUGCGUGCGGGGACUCUAAUACAAGGUGUUAUGUCCAGGCGGUGGAGGGAAGACGAAGAGUUUGCCACGUUCUUUUCAAAGAAGGCAAGUUUUGCAAGUACUGGACAGAGAAACGUUUGUACAGACUCAGGGUCCAGGGAAGUGCUCGGUCGUGACAGGUGGAGAAACUACCUCUUUAAACCGUUUGUUGGUGGACCAUGCGUUCUUGAAAGCUAAAUAAUGGUGUGCACAGAUGUCGUUGAUAAAGGGAUUUGUCCUCAGGAAAGAUUAGGCCAUAUAAUUCGUCAUCUGCCGAAGAUGCCGUGCAAGUGCAACCUGUCACAUCUGUCUUGCUGCGGGACUAUUUUGGAAUUAGGAAACUUUCUAGAACAUACAAUAAGAGGACGCACAGAUGAAGUGUAGGGGAGGAAGCUGCAGAUCAGCGCUUUCCUGCGGGUGCAGUCUGGAAAGACGACUAUAGAGUAAUAGUGUAUUAGAUUGAGAGAGAGAGAGAGAGAGAGAGAGAGAGAGAGAGAGAGAGAGAGAGAGAGAGAGAGAGAGAGAGAGAGAGAGAAUUCUUUAUAGAGAAUAGGUGCUCCCAUUGUUGGACAGAAGCUUAUUAUGGGUGGCAGAGGUGGUUGUUGUUAUUCUGGGCCAUCUGACGUAUACAUAAGGAAGGCUAGGGCGGAGAGCAAACCAAACUUUCCUUUCCUUUGUGGGGGUUGCCGUGCACAGUCUCAUUGAUUCCUCAUAUAUCUCCUGCAUAUAUGAUUAUUUCAUAGAAUGCCUUUUUAGGCUUUUUUGCUGGUUCCUAUUUAUUUGCCUGUUGAUAGUAUCCUUGACUUAGGAAAAGAGAUUGCUUCUCCGUCAGGAUUAGUCGAGAAGAUGGCGGACGGAUGACUAUGGUGGUUUGCGGUGGCAGUGACACUCUGUCUGUGGUGCAUGCAAUUUGCCCGUUGGUUUCGGUACGUAAUGUGGGGCGUCACCGCGGAAUGCCGCUAGCAUUUAUUUUUUCUAUAGUAUCCUGCCACCGGAUCUUUGCCGUUGGAUUCGACAAUAACUAUUCCUGCCAACACUGUGAUCGCAUUUUUGCCAUAUCUUUCGGCUUGUACGGGCACGGGCAUCUGUCAGCAACAGCAGUCCUAUGGGAUUUCCCGUCGGGACACGUUCCGUGGACUUGCCAUGCAUACGGUGUGCGCGGCUAGGUGCGCCUUUGGAAAGCAUAUCGAGACAAGGAUGGAGGAGAUGACGAAGAAAUCGAGCGAGCGUUUGUUGAGAAAGGUCUACCGUCUUCCCCCGGUUCCCCGGUACACAGUGCACCCUGAUCAUGAAAUGUAUACAAGCUACGUUUACAGUCCAAUACAGGCAUGAUGUAACAGCUGUGUCGGGAAAGUUAUAUAUUUUUGGACAUAUCAAGAAGCGUGGAAACAAGUGUCGUGUCGUUUUUCUGUUGUGUAUCAUCUGUUGUGAAGACGAGCAUUCUUUCUCGAACAAAGAUGGUCGUAAAAGUAGCCUCUUCCUUUUUUAUAUGCAUCGGGAAUGCGAAGCUUAAUCAAUUUCCAAACGCUCU
This is a messenger RNA of Chara braunii, 4100 nucleotides long. NCBI's taxonomy places the organism in Eukaryota, Viridiplantae, Streptophyta, Charophyceae, Charales, Characeae. The record is from the annotation of a GenBank genome assembly.